AUGCGCAUCAAGUACUGUGCUACUCACCUUCUGGAUGACAUGUUAGAGUUGUUAGGCACCCCCGAAAAGGUGCGGCAGCCACUUGUGAAGGAGUUUCAACUCGACGAUGCGUCUUUGAUUGCCAUGAACCCAGAUUGCUGGGAGACGGCGUAUCUUGAUCCAUUUAAUAGAGAUCACUUUUCUGGUCGUGUACUGGAAUUUGCUGGCAUGGACGAGCCUUUGCGUACACGGUUCUUUCUUCUCUUGCAGCAAAUGCGCCGUCUCAUCGUGGUACGAAAAGAUACGACUGAGGACCAGCGUAUUGUAUUCCCGUUCACGGCGGGCGUCACGUUAUUUGAUCUCUACAAGCACUUGGGUCUUGACCCGUACAAUGGACAAAUGAAGAUUUACGACUAG
Molecule: messenger RNA, 396 nt
Organism: Trypanosoma rangeli
Lineage: Eukaryota; Euglenozoa; Kinetoplastea; Trypanosomatida; Trypanosomatidae
Exons: 1
Coding region: 1-396 (131 amino acids)
Source: RefSeq, a predicted model, not a curated record